This is a messenger RNA of Micromonas commoda, 1434 nucleotides long. Its product is annotated as Ca2+:Cation antiporter family. Bases 1 to 1434 code for a protein of 477 amino acids. NCBI's taxonomy places the organism in Eukaryota, Viridiplantae, Chlorophyta, Mamiellophyceae, Mamiellales, Mamiellaceae. Gene Ontology annotation, molecular function: monoatomic cation transmembrane transporter activity. The record is from RefSeq and is a predicted model, not a curated record. The transcript is spliced from 5 exons. Gene Ontology annotation, cellular component: membrane. Gene Ontology annotation, biological process: monoatomic cation transport; transmembrane transport.
AUGUGCCUCGUCGUCGCGCUCGUGUUCUGGAUCCUCGGGGACACCGCGGAGCGGUACUUCUGCCCGGUGGUGAGGACGCUCGCGGACCGAUGGAACCUCGCGCCAGCCACCGCCGGCGUCACGCUGCUGGCGCUGGGCAACGGCGCCCCAGACGUCUUCGCAUCGCUCGCGGCCGCCGCCGCCGCCGCCGGCGCCACCGCGGCGGCGGGCGCGAUCGUGAGCGCGGGGAUGUUCGUGUCCGGCGCGGUCGUCGGCGCCGUGGCGCUCGUCGCGGCGCCGUUCCCGGUGGACCCCCGACCCUUCCGGAGAGACGUGUCGUGCUACCUCGCGGCUGUCAUCGUCACAGCCGUCGUCGUCGCCGACGGUAAAGUGCACGCGUGGGAGGCGGCGGCGCUUCCGGCGUAUUACGUCGCGUUCGUGGGGUACGUCGUGUGGUGCGACGCGCGGACGGAUCCGGGGGCGAAGGAACCGUCGUCGACCGCGAGUCGACUCGUCGACCGCGCCCGCCGCUGGUUCGCGACGCGAUGGAGGGAAAGGGAAGGCGGCAGUUUUGGUUUUGGUUUUGGUUUUGGCGGUGAUUCGGCGCUUCGCCGCGCGCUCGAUGCGACGACGCUGGUGUGUCUCGUCGCGCCCCUCGAGGUUGCGCGCCGCGCGACGAUCCCAUGCGGGGAUCCCAAACGGUGGAACAGGUUUUACGCGUGCGCCAACGCUGCGCUGUCGCCGCUUUUGCUGACGCACCUGGUUGUUAGUUUUUCGGGGCUCGAGCUCGGGUUCGGGGGAUCCUUAGGGUCCGGGGGCUUGGAGUUCGCGGUGGGGGUGGGGAUGGCGUCGUUCGCCGCGGCGGCGGUUCUCUGGCGCGUCACCGCCGACGACGCGCCUCCGCGUUGGUGGGACGCCAACGGACUCGUGGACGCCGUCGCUUUCUUGUGCUCCGUGGCGUGGAUCGCCGCCGCCGCGCGCGAGCUGACGGAGUGCCUCGCCGCGAUCGGGGACGUUCUCGGCGUUACCCCGGCGUCGCUCUCGGUGACGGUGCUGGCGAUCGGGAACUCCCUCGGCGACCUCGCCGCGGACGUGGCGACGGCGCGGAGCGGGCAACCGACGAUGGCCGUCGCCGCGUGCUUCAGCGGGCCGCUGUUCAACAUGGCGGUCGGUUUGGGGGGGUCGUUCGCGAUCGCGACGUGGGGGCGCGGCGGAGAUCCGCUGCCGUUGGCGAUGCACCCGACUGUCGCCGUCGGGUUUGUGUUUUUAAUCGUCGGGCUCGUCGCGACUGCAUCGCUCGUGCCGAUGCGCGGGUACGUCGUCACGCGGGGGCACGGGUACGGUCUUAUCGCGCUGUACGUGACGUACAUGGCGUGCGCCGUGGCCGUGGAGGUUUUGACGGACGGCGGCGGCGGGGGGACGAUGAGCGAGUCGGCGCCGGCGAGAUGGCGAUGA